UUUCUUUGAGUCAGUUCGCUUCGUAACAGCGUACCAGACGGAAUGGUGUCUUUGAAUAGUAUAGCGAUAGAUAAAGUUGGUCGAGCUAGAGUAUUCUUCGACGUAUGUCAGAAAACUUGUAUGUAAUGUGAAUAGUUUUGCCUUGUCUCCCUACGGACCGAAUAGUGUGUAUCGAUUUAUUCAUCAAAAUAAUAUCUCCAUCGAACGGCCUGAGAACCAGUCGUCAGUCAGCGCCAGAGUAAGAGAAGAAGGCCAGGCUAUAGUGAUCUAUUCGUAUCUGGCUGCCAGCGUGUGCCCCGUUGUGACGACUAAGCGAGAUUAGUUUGAUUCCACUGGCUUGGGCCAAGUGGUGUGUAGUAGGCCUGUUUGCCGGUGUCUCGUCCAAACUUUUUCCCUCUCGCGUUUUCGAUCUGCUUUCCUUUCGAUCCGCACUGGCCGGUCGUCCUCCCUGUGUGCUGCUGUGUGCUUGAAGAAAUGUGAUUUCUAUAAUUCGGCGAGCGACAGCUGGGUAUGUUAAAUCAAUUAGAGGCAGAAAUUUCGCUUGUGGAGAUGAAGAUUGGCGAAAGAGAAGAGACAUUCGUCAAUUGAAGUGUGCGCAUGGUGUUGUCACGUUAUUCCGAAGGAACAGCGGAGUGGUACAUAUUUUCGCUUAUGAUUGAUUAGUGAGUCGUGAGCGUUGUUUGUUUACAAAAUUUCCACUCGAUCUGAACAAGCGCGAACGCGAACAGUAAACCUAGCGACUAAUAACCUUCGUGCGGCAGCGUAAUAGUGGACAGAGUUACGGUUGGCAAUGAUGAAGUGUGGAAAAUAACGUGCAUUUAUUAUAUUCGUUUCGGAAGGCAAUAAAGGGAAAAGAUAUAAAAAAUCUGAAUAGAAAAGGUUCGAGGCGCGGUACAAACGCAACAGGAUCGGAAUUAUUUGCUAGUUGGUCAUUUAUGUCCGUGAUUUGCUAGUAAGCUAAACAAUAAUUGUAACCACUGCUUAGUGGCGAUCCAAUGCGAAAGCAUAAAUACAAACACUGGUGACGUUUUUCGUCCAACCGACAGGCGGUUAAGUGGUGGCCACAGUGUGUACGCACCAUCAGAUUGGUACCAGUUUCGCGUGUAGCACAGAGUCGUUGCCGCCGUCGUAGACACAGAAACCAAGCGGGAGAUUUUCCCAAGUAUCACCGGACAGUGUUGCUAGGAAAAGUUCAUUUAUCGUCUAUUUACCGCAUUUAUCAUUGGUUUAAUCAAAGUGCAAACUUAUGGAGCUGGGUUCAACGUAGAGUGCAGGCCAGUCGUGAAACCACCUAGUGAGCCCAUCAUGUUUGCUGUCAGUGUAAAAAUGUCACUAGUAUUAUUAAGUGUGAUUUUAUCGUCGUCCAUCGCUAGCGUGGUUGCAGCUGAUUCAGUGUUAUUUGGCAUUAGAGAGCCUUGCAUGAACGAAGGUGAAGAGGUCAAAAUCAACAUGGAUUGCUUCAGAUGUAUCUGUAAGAACGGAUUCGUGGAGUGCGAGCAAGAAAGUUGUCCCGCGGUGGACGACUGCUAUUUCUAUAAUAAGAAAACGCCGGGGAGAUGCUGUGAUAGAUGUAUAGGUUGUUUACACAAAGGCCAAAUGAUAGACAGUGGCACGGAAUGGACCGAUCCUGGCAAUCCGUGCGAUCAUUACAAGUGUGUCUCCGGCGUGAUAACUCGAUCGCAAAUAAAAUGUUACACUCCCUGUGCGAACCCGCUACAACCAAAACACGGCCAGUGCUGCCCGGUAUGCCUAGGCUGCCAACUCAACGGUCAGCAAGUGACAGGGGAGGCCACCUUAAGCGAGGAUCCAUGUGUCAAAUGCACCUGCGACGGGCAGAAGCUGACCUGCAUGAAAAAAUCCUGUCCAGUGUUGCAAUGUCCUGCUUCGAAGCAGAUACGCUAUCCCGGAGAAUGUUGUGCCCGUUGCAAGGAACGAAGGGAAGAAAUGAAACGGAACCUUCAAACGCAUUGCAUCAUUGGAAAGGCCGUCCAUCUACACGGAAAAACAUACCCAGCCGAUCAAUGUGCGACGUGUGAGUGCCGCAACGGAACGUCGUAUUGCGAGAAAAACACCUGCCCUCUGCUAGAAUGUGCCGUAGAAGAUCAAACCCAGGGACUUGCUGAUUGUUGCCCGUCAUGUCCUAUGCAAGCGGAGGUUAAAUCCACAUGCAGUGUUAGGGGGAAGGUGUACCAGAACGGCGAAACCUGGAGUUUGAAUGCAUGUGCUUCCUGCGAAUGUCGUUCUGGAGAGGUUCGUUGUGCGAAAAUCCAAUGCCCGAAACCAAAGUGUAAGCCUAACGAAACUUUGGUUACUCCGAAGGGAGAAUGCUGUCCUAAGUGCGUCGAGAGUCCGGGUGUUUGUACGGUUUUUGGCGAUCCACACUAUAAAACAUUUGACGGGAACUUCUACAGCUUCCAGGGAUCCUGUAAGUACCGACUAACGGGCGACUGCAGGGAUCAUAGUUUCUCGAUCAGGGUUACUAAUGACGCGCGACUUACCAAGUCAUCUUCGUGGACUAAAACCGUCACUCUGAAAUUGGCCAACAUUAAGGUGAAUCUCGGACAGAAAAUGCGGAUUAAGGUUAACGGAACGAAAGUAGAUUUACCUUACAAGCUGGAAAACAUGCUGGAAGUUUACAAAAGUGAGGAAGGCACCGAAGUGAUUGUGGCUACCGAAUUGGGUAUCAAACUAACCUGGGAUGGCAGUAACUUUAUACAGGUCGAAGUUCCUACUAUUUAUAAAAACAAAUUGUGUGGAUUGUGCGGAAACUACAACGGUGUAUUUCGGGAUGAUCUGGUGUCGAGAACCGGUGUCAACAUGACGGAUAACGUAUGGAAAUUUGCACAGUCGUGGGCGGUUGGUGGAGAGAAAGUCUGCACACGACCGAGGAAGAAGGAACUUGCCGCUAAAAAUGCUCAGUGCAAAACCAAAAAGUUUUUCACUUUCUGCAAAAUCCUGAAAACAGAUGUCUUCGGAAGCUGUAACUCUCAGCUGAACCCGGAGCAUUACUUCGAAUCAUGUAAGUUUGAUAUGUGCGAGUGUCCUCACAAGCAGUGCUACUGCGACAGUUUAGCGGCUUACGCUCAUGAGUGCCAACGACAAGGUAUAAGACUUCCCAAUUGGAGGCGAGAAACCAACUGUUAUCCAAACGCAACCAAUUCUUUGAUUUCUCCGCAUCACCACCUGCUGAUGCAACAGCAGCCAGCUCUACGUGGUAAACAACAGAACAAAAAUGCAAUUGUCCGGCCUAGCCAGCGACAUCGGAAGAAACAGCGGAGACCAAAACUUUUGCCGGAUCCGGUCAGCCGAAAAGCUCCACCCCCCUUGUAUUCAUAGAUGGUUCAAGCAACAUGACCAACAAGUAGGUUACGCGCUGGUAUCGCGUGAGUAAUACAGUAAAACCGACUAGUGACGAUGAAACGUGUGAGUUACAGCAGGAUGGAAUCAACUCAAUGAGAGAUCGAAUGAUUGCGAGGCCAUUUUGAACCGCUGUUUACAACCUAGAAAAAAACGCUUUUUCUUUUCUAAUAAGUUUGUAUCAGCGAUUUUAACUUAAUAAUUCCCACGCGUAACUUAUUGCUUUUGACCAGCCUAGUUGCAUAAGACAGACUUUGUAGUACAGUUUUAUAGUUGUAUUUGUUUUGACAAUUGAAUGCCAAAAGAAGUGAUGCAAAGCGAACGAAACUCACUAGCCCGUACAAAUCGUUCUCGUUUUGUAAAUAUAGCUUUUAGUUUUGCUAGACGAAAAUCUCAUCCUAUUUGCGGGGAUUAUCGACAUUUUUUUUUUUUUUUGUACAUUUGUCUCAUUGUAGUUAGUGCGGUUUUUUAUUCACCUAUUUCUAUUGUAUUAGUGUACAGUUUAUGAUUAGAUGUUGCUAAAUUUCAUCAGUAUUUAUUAUUCACCGAACAACUUAAAGUAAGCUUUACGUUAAAUCAUUGCCUCUGAUUAUACUUUAAAAAAAUACCUUAUUGGUGCGGUAUGUCGAGAAAUGUACUGAUUCGUAAUUUGUGGUACCUCAACUAUCUCAUUCGCAAGAGUUCUGCAGCAGGUACACAACAAACCUUUGUUUCUAAAUUUUGCAAAUAACCAAUCGAAAAUAGGUUGGAUUCCUGUAGCACAAUUUUUUUCAACUUGUUUCACGACUUUUUAAUCGGUAGUAACUUUCAUGAAAAAAAAUUUGUAGUCACCAUGCAACUCCAUUAAAUAUAGUUUAGUCAACGUUCACUGAAAAAUAUAACGCGUCGAAUAAGGUCCAAGUAACCACGAACACGGAGUGCUUUCUAGUGUCAAAAUUGUCAAUAAUGUUUUUGAGUGCCGAAUGGUUUCAAAAUCGUCAGAUAAAAAAUUGAAUAGGGCGAUUUUCGAAUUCUAGAAAUGGUGAGUUAAUUUUAAAUGUAUUUUGUUACUUAGUCCGAAACAUUUGUUAAUUUUUUCUAAGCAAAAGUAAUUUCAAAAAGAAUACCAGGUGACUGUUUGUAUAUCUCACAAGAAAACAUCUUUUCUAAAAUUAUCCAAUUUGUGGUUAUGUCUAAAUUCUAUCCUUUUAACGUGAACCGCUCGAUAAUCGCCCGGUAUCUAAUUAAUCGGAAAUCGUUUAUACAGAAGUAAACAAUAUUACGUACCUUAUGAGAUAGAUUGCAAUCCCUUUUCUGCGAAACCAAAAAUCACUCCACAUUGUUAUGUUUGAGGUGUAUCAAAACAUCAAUUUUAAACUGUGAAUCUUCACCUCCGGCAAGCCAGCGCAUCAGUGCAGUGUGUGAAUUUAUAAACAAAUCACCGCACCUCGCGAAGCCGGCGCGGCAGACCGCCAACAAUUCGGCGCUGCCAGCAUGACUCAGGGGGCGUUUUGCUAAUGAUUUUCCCGCACCAAAUUGUGGCCAACUUCGAGCGGCGAAUCGUACGCAGCUCAAAGUCCAUUUCACCACUUCCGACAGGUUUAUUUGCCGCCGCCGUCUGGCGCUGGGAGUUUAACAAAAAAAGUGAAACCGACACCCGCCAACAGGUGUUCUGUGUUACUCAAGUGCUGUUCUUUCGAAAACCAGUGCUCCAGUUUCUGCAAUUGGGAUGAAGGAAAACAAUUAAUUACAGGCAAACAGACAGUCUCUCGGUAUUUGUUGUUACAGUUUAUAACAAAUUGAACAUCUUUCUCGCAACUCCAAUGAAACAUGUUUUAUUUAUGACAUGAGUUGGUAGAUUUUUAUUUAUACAUGUCAUGUAGUUUAAUACAUUCGAAGCUUGCAAUUCAUAGUUCUGAUUUAACUAUCAGUAACUUGAGCAGUAUUCAUUUAUAUAGCAAUCUAAAAUAUUUUUUGUUCACAGAAAGCUCACAUGACACGGUUUAAAUGUUUAAAUUUCAUUAGACCAACAACAAAUACACUGUUGUUGUCUCUAAAUUCGUAUGCUAAGUGUAAAAAUGAGAAUUGUUUUUGAAAUAUUGCUAAAUUUCAAUAUAUGAAUCAAUAUAUUUCUCGAUAGACAGCACCAUACAGGUAAACGAAUGUUACUUACAUGAGAGUAAGAAUCAUACAAAAAGUAUUAUUACCUGACAAAAAUAGCACAAUUUUUAUUUUGUUCUAUGCGCUUAGCAAUUUUGCAAAAUUAUAUCACAGUGUAGUAGAAAAACAACAGCAGAAAACUAGCAUAUAGGAAAAUCAGAAUAAGUCAAUAACUGAAAAUUACCGCUAAACCGAAAGAAAACUUGUUAGCUCUCUCUCAAAUUUGUAACUAAAAUACCAGACCAUACUACGUCGAAACAAAUAUACAUCCCACAUGCAGCAGAAAAACAAGUAUUAAACGAAUCACUGCGGCGAAUUUCCGACAACAAAAUUUGCUGCAAAACACCGAACUCAAAUCAAAUUCGAAACGUGAGCAACUUUCACAUUCCAUUUAAUUUCUUGCAGUCAUACGUAUACAAUUAAAACUUUAGGAUAACACAAAUGUGAGAACAAAAAAAAACUCAAAUAUUCUUCGGACAAUAAGAAAUCGUAAAAUUUAAGACUCAUAUACCAGUAAACAACCAGAUACGAAAAAAAUCCCAGUGAUCCUUCAUAAUGAUCAACAGUGAAUGUAAACUCAGCACAACGAAAUCAUCCAAGAUUGAUCUAUAUACAGAGCGUCAACAAAUCAGUCAGAUUCAACCUUCCAACUUACAAAAAAAGGCUUAAGUUGCUAUUUACCAUUGCAGACAAUAAAAAAACAAGCGCACAAUCAAUAAAUAAUGUAAAUUGCCAGUUAAUGUUUACCAGCCCUCGUCGUCAUCGUCGUCGUAAUUUUACUAGAAUAGAACCAGCAAUCAUCACACAAACAUCUGCACCCAUACAAACACAUGCACACUACCCCUUAGCCAAACAGUUUAUUUAAACUAGAAGCGACAACAACAGAAGUAAACAACUAUUGAUUCCGAAAAGGAAAACGCGAUUAAAUUCUUAUCUAAAUGAAUCUAGUUUGCUUUCCAGAUCUAUCGGUAGCAAGUGACGAUUCGAGCAACGUAAAAAUGAUCUCUUGAUAUAAAACAAUGUAAUAUGUUUAGUGAAUGCCUACAAAACUCUAGUAAUUUAAGUGAGAGCCGGAAUGAAAACAGAAAAGAGUGUCAGAACAGCAGAAAGGAUAUGUUUAUAUAAGUCUUUGCUGUUUCAAUGUUUGUUGUAAUUGAUAAAAAAAAAAUCAGGUGUUUAUAGGUAAAAACACUCUCACACACACUAUACCAGCAGAUUGGGUGGAACUGGAAAAAGGGAAAACCAACGAGCGAAGAUAAGCGGAAGAAAUAAAACUACCUACCGUGGUUUAGAAUUUAUUAGUAAACGCGAUUGCAUUGUUCCUAUGUUAUAUUUGUGCGCCAAGAAUAUAAAAGUAAUUGGAGCCAGCA
This is a messenger RNA of Wyeomyia smithii (pitcher-plant mosquito), 6866 nucleotides long. It is a transcript of the gene cv-2, whose product is annotated as BMP-binding endothelial regulator protein. The coding region runs from base 1306 to 3336 and encodes 676 amino acids. Gene Ontology annotation, molecular function: protein binding. The record is from RefSeq and is a predicted model, not a curated record. The transcript has 7 exons. NCBI's taxonomy places the organism in Eukaryota, Metazoa, Arthropoda, Insecta, Diptera, Culicidae.